This is a messenger RNA of Spea bombifrons (plains spadefoot toad), 2083 nucleotides long. It is a transcript of the gene GPR89B, whose product is annotated as G protein-coupled receptor 89B. The transcript is spliced from 14 exons. Lineage: Eukaryota; Metazoa; Chordata; Amphibia; Anura; Pelobatidae. Bases 107 to 1474 code for a protein of 455 amino acids. Gene Ontology annotation, molecular function: voltage-gated monoatomic anion channel activity. Gene Ontology annotation, cellular component: Golgi cisterna membrane. The record is from RefSeq and is a predicted model, not a curated record. Gene Ontology annotation, biological process: intracellular pH reduction.
AAGAGUCGCCCCGUUACCGGGUGAAAGUCUUUGCAGAUGUCGCUGUGACUGCCGAAGCCGUGAUCUAUUAAGCGUCCCAUUUUCUGUCGGGAAACAACCUGCAAUCAUGAGCUUCCUCGUUGACUCCGUCUUCAUGGUUAUUUCUCAGCUGCUGUUCUUCGGCUUCGGUUGGCUGUUUUUCAUGCGCCGGCUGUUUAAAGACUAUGAGGUCCGGCAGUAUGUCGUACAAGUUGUAUUUUCCGUGACAUUUGCUUUCUCUUGCACCAUGUUCGAACUUAUUAUCUUUGAGAUUCUGGGCCUUUUAAACAGCAGCUCGCGCUACUUUCACUGGAAGCUGAACCUGUGCGUGAUUUUGCUGGUUCUCGUCUUCGUGGUUCCUUUUUACAUUGGCUACUUUGUGGUGAGCAAUAUUCGACUGUUGCAUCGCCAGAGGCUACUCUUUGCCUGCGUCGUGUGGUUGACCUUCAUGUACUUUUUCUGGAAGCUGGGGGAUCCGUUUCCCAUACUCAGCCCGAAGCACGGUAUCCUUUCUAUAGAGCAGUUGAUUAGCAGGGUGGGAGUAAUUGGAGUGACCCUCAUGGCCUUACUGUCUGGAUUCGGUGCUGUGAAUUGUCCUUACACGUAUAUGUCCUACUUCUUGAGGAACGUGACUGAGACAGAUAUCCUGGCCCUGGAGAGGAGACUCCUGCAAACAAUGGACAUGAUUGUCAGCAAAAAGAAGAGGAUAGCCAUGGUGAGGAGAAACCUGUUCCAACGAGGAGAGGUUCACAGCAAGCCCAGUGGAUUCUGGGGAAUGAUUAAAAGUGUGACCUCUUCAGCACCCGGCAGCGAAAACCUGUCUCAGAUUCAGCAGGAGGUGGAUGCACUGGAGGAGCUCAGUCGGCAGCUCUUUCUGGAGACGGCUGACCUUCAUGCCACGAAGGAGCGCAUUGAAUAUUCUAAAACCUUCCAAGGGAAAUACUUCAAUUUUCUGGGUUACUUUUUCUCCAUCUACUGCGUGUGGAAGAUUUUUAUGGCAACCAUCAACAUUGUUUUUGACAGAGUUGGGAAGACAGACCCAGUGACCAGAGGUAUCGAGAUCACCGUGAAUUAUCUGGGCAUCCAGUUUGAUGUAAAGUUCUGGUCUCAGCACAUUUCUUUCAUCCUCGUCGGCAUCAUCAUUGUCACGUCCAUCAGAGGCUUACUGAUCACGCUCACAAAGUUUUUCUAUGCCAUCUCGAGCAGCAAAUCUUCCAAUGUGAUCGUCCUCCUCCUGGCUCAGAUCAUGGGAAUGUACUUUGUAUCGUCUGUGCUGCUGAUUCGGAUGAGCAUGCCCCUGGAGUACCGCACCAUCAUUACAGAAGUCUUGGGGGAGCUCCAGUUCAACUUCUACCACCGCUGGUUCGACGUGAUCUUCUUGGUCAGCGCUUUGUCCAGCAUCCUCUUCUUGUACCUGGCCCACAAGCAGGCUCCCGAGAAACACAUGGCCUUGUAACAAAAGCCGCGCAUGGACACCGAGCGGUGGGAGAGACUCCUCAAUCAUUCUGAGAGUACGGCUCACCAGAGCCUCAGGAUGAUGAUCUACAGACUGUACCGCGGAUCAGCAUGCACACUCGGCCCCUCUAUUGUGACAUUUUCUCCUUCCUGCGCAAGAACUAUAGAUUUAUGGUUUCCAUUUCAACCUAAAUACGUUAAAAUCCAUAUAAAUCUGAUAAAUCAAGCCUGCCUUAUACUGAUUUAAGCUCUAUACACAUCAAAAGCUCAUAGUAUCAACUGCUUUACCAUUCACAGAAAAAGCCUAUUUCUGCAUGGGGUAUAUUCCACAAUGUGAGAAGUUUUUCUCCUUUUUUGACAGAGGACCAGGCACCUUCCAUUAAAUAAAAAAAAAAGCCUUUUUAAUUUUGAUUUAAAAAAAUGACUCUCGCCAAUCAAAUCCAUUGAAAAUCGUAUUACGCAUUCUCAAAUUAAUUAAUCUGAAAACGUGCAUUGAAAUCUGGGAGAAGGAUUGUUUUACUGGUACAAUACUUGUACAGUAGUUUUUUUUUUUUUUUUAAACAAAUAUAUUGUAAAUAUUGUUACAAUAAAACAAUAUCCAUAUAUACUA